Xiphias gladius (swordfish) is the source of this 2095-nucleotide messenger RNA. RefSeq lists its product as uncharacterized. Gene Ontology annotation, cellular component: Z disc; sarcolemma; cell-cell junction. The transcript is spliced from 11 exons. Bases 1 to 1875 code for a protein of 624 amino acids. The record is from RefSeq and is a predicted model, not a curated record. Gene Ontology annotation, biological process: skeletal muscle organ development. NCBI's taxonomy places the organism in Eukaryota, Metazoa, Chordata, Actinopteri, Istiophoriformes, Xiphiidae.
AUGAGCCACAGCCCGGAGAGGAUCUCGUCCUACCGCCGUCACUUUGAGGACAGCAGCAGCUUGUCCCAUCAGGUCAGGGUGUCCAGCCCAUCCCCCACCAGGAGAAAGGCCCGUCAGUCCUCCGCCGGCUACUCCUGCAGAGCCGGGGCCGGCAGCAUGCGUGUGGAGUCACCAGGAAGAAGGACAGUCUCGUCUGCACGCAGGUCCCGCAUGGUUGGAGCAGGUGUGAGUGCAGGAGUCAUGGUAUGUGUUGGGCCUAGUGGCGAGCCUGCCAUAGACCUGGAUGUGGCUGCGGCUGAGAACCAGGAAUUCCUCAACACCCGCACAAGUGAAAGACAGGAGAUGAUUGUCCUCAAUGAUAGACUGGCUGUAUACAUUGACAAGGUUCGAUCACUUGAGCAGCAGAACAAGCUACUGGAAACAGAGAUUGAGGUCUACCAGAACCGCUUUGAGAAGCCAUCAGGUCUGCGCCUCCUGUAUGAGGAACAGCUGAAGGAGCUGAAAAGGAUCGCUGACCAGAUGAGAGUUCAGCGGGACAUUUCCUUGGCUGCUAAGGAGUCCACAGCUGCUCGACUAGAGGCAAUCAAAAUUAAAUAUGAGGAGGCAGUGGAGCUGAGGAAGAAAGCUGAGUCAGACAUUGAAGCCUUCCGUCCAGAUGUUGACAAAGCCACCUCCUCACGCAUCGCCUUGGAGAAGAAGCUGGAGCAACUGGAAGUUGAAAUUGAAUUCCUAAAACGGGUCCAUCAACAGGAAAUUGAUGAGCUCAUGAAACAGAUCUAUACAUCUCACGCCACGGUGCACAGUGCCUUCACCAUGCCUGACCUGGCAACUGCUUUGAAACAAAUCCAAACCCAGUAUGACAACAUUGCGGCCCAAAAUCUACAGGAGAUGGAUUCAUGGUAUAAAAACAAGUUUGAAGAUUUAACCAAGAAGACGUCAAGGCAUGUAGAUAAGGUUCGAAGCGUUAGAGAAGAAAUAAUAGGUGCAAAAAAGGAUAUCCAAAGCAAAGAACUUGACUUGGAUGCCCUGAAAACCAGGAAUGAAGCUCUUGAGGCCCAGAUCCGAGAGACGCAAGCAAAGUACAGGAAAGAACUGGAAGACCUGCAGGCUCGGAUUGAGGCCCUGCAGCUUGAGCUGAAAUCCACUAAGGAGAAAAUUGCGCUCCACCUGCGCGAGUACCAGGACCUCCUGAAUGUCAAGAUGGCUCUCGAGAUUGAGAUCACAACUUACAGAAAAUUGAUUGAGGGAGAGGAUGGACGGUUAUCUGGCUUGAUGCAAACCCUGUCUCUUACCACCUCUUGUGUGAGCACUAUUGGUGCUGGGAUGACCUUUGGUGGAGGAGGCAUGGGCGGUGCAGGUGGAAUGGGUGAUGGACUGACAGAAGGUAGUGGUGCAGGCGCUGGAGGCAUGAGCAGUGUUGGCACUGGUGCCGGUGGACUGGGUGCUAGAAGCGUUGGUGUUGGUGCUGGUACUGGUGGUGGGGGGAUGGGUACUGGACCUGGAAGUGUGCUAGCUGGAGGUAUGGGUACCGGGGCUGGAGGUGUGGGCACUGGUGUUGGGGGAAACUUGGAAUUCGGCGCUGGUGGCAAGGGUGACGGCAGCGUGGGUGGUGAUGGAAUGGGUGCAGGUAUUCGCUCCACAAGUUCUGGUGGCAUGGGUGGAGGAGUGGCUGACACCAGUGGUGCCAGGAUGAGAAGUGGAUCAGAUGGACAUGGCGGCAACACUGAGGCCUACACUGACCAGGUUGUGGAGCUGAUGGAGAGAAGGACAGUGGUGAUUAGAACGGUCAAAAACAGGGGUGACGUGCUGGAGAUGGACCACCAGGAAAAAACCUACACCAUCACCGGUGCGGCCAAUGACUCUGACGACGACUGAGCAGCACAAAUUCCCAAGUGACUUCCUCUCCCCCUUAAAGCUCCACGCCCCUCUGAGCUUUGCACUGACCAAACCCCAUGUCUGGGCACUGACCUUUCCCCUUUGCCCUGGACAAGGAGACCAUGAAUGACCCUUUGCUACAAAGUUAAACCUUCACCUCAUUGGGUUUAAAUAUGCCUAAGAACACUCAACAUGGUCUCUACACUGUUGUGUGCCUUAC